Salvelinus namaycush (lake trout) is the source of this 3357-nucleotide messenger RNA. RefSeq names its product FYVE, RhoGEF and PH domain-containing protein 3-like. Gene Ontology annotation, cellular component: cytoplasm. The transcript is spliced from 19 exons. NCBI's taxonomy places the organism in Eukaryota, Metazoa, Chordata, Actinopteri, Salmoniformes, Salmonidae. Bases 330 to 3098 code for a protein of 922 amino acids. The record is from RefSeq and is a predicted model, not a curated record. Gene Ontology annotation, biological process: cytoskeleton organization; filopodium assembly. Gene Ontology annotation, molecular function: guanyl-nucleotide exchange factor activity; metal ion binding.
CGCACUCAACGCAUAGAGAAGAAUAGUUUUGCUAUAAGGAGGACAGAGCCGGGAGGAGUGAAUGGAUCAUUGCUCCAAUGCAUCAAACCCGCUUAUUGGACACCCUCCUAUAUCCGUGAAAGAAACCCUACAUUCCCGUUAUGCCCUGCCGCGGAGGCUAGAGAUUUUUGCCAAGAGAGAAGGGAAAACGCAGAGGACCUCUGAAGUCGGGACACUCCUUCGUUUGAGUUGACUGUAAAACGUUAGUUCGUCUGUGCACUGUUUCCAAUCUCCUGUGAGCCUAGCGUCGGAGAGGGGGGAUUCAGCCAAGCAGGACAACUGUAGGCAAGAUGCAGGGGGUUUCAGCAACAACUGACCUCCCUCCCUCCUCUCUACAGUGCCAGUGUGGAUCGGUGGACUUCCUGUGUUCCCCGCGGCUGGCGAAGAAAGCCCUGCCCCCUCCCAGGCAAUGUCACGUCCGGCCUGCAGUCAAGCCCCGCCCCCAGCCCAUAGCCACCUCUCAGAAACCUCAAGUGCCCCCUAAACCCCCCUUCCUGCUGGUCCUCGGACAGGACAAGAAGCCCAAGAGGAUUCCCCCAGCCCCCUCCAGGCCUCUGCCUGCUCCUCCACCUCCACCCAAACCGCGGCCCAGCCAGACACCACCUGGCCUGGCCACACAGCCUCAGAGAGAGGCCCAGAGCGUGGGGCUGCUCAUCGAGAGGUUUGAGAACUCCAGGGUUCCAAUUCUUGGCGUUCCUCCGAGGAAUCAGCUCCACUUGUGCCUGAGUAUGGACGCGACACCCGAAACCACAGCUCGUUCUGCCCCUGACCCCACAGCACACGCCCCUUCAGGGUCAGCAGGAGCAAAGGACUCUGGGGAACCGUCCCCCGCCGACAAACUUGCUCUUAUCGUCUCGGAGCAGACUGAUGAGGUCACCGAGCUGACGGAACUUUCGUGCCUGGCCUCAAUCCGCAUUGGCGACCCCGGCGACAUUCCUUUGGACUCUACAGAGGACGACCUCAACGUCGUCCACGGCGAUCGAGUUGGUUGCCUUGACAACACGGACAGGGAGCAGAGAGACUCUUCCCAUGAGCUCCAGGACAAUCCGGACUCACAGUCCUCGGAGCAGAACGUAAACGGGAAGAUUCCCAACCGGGACAGCGGGAUCGACAGCCCAUCGUGCGCAGCAGAGGGCGAGGUGUUCCCCAACGAAGACGCCAUCGACGAGGAGGAGCGCUACGACAGCGUCACGGAGACAGAGACUAGCGUGUCCUGCUGUGUAACACUGGGCAACAAGCGUGACUCCACGCAGGACGAGGACAGUGACUUGGAUGAGGUCAGCAGUGGCGAGACAGAGGGAGGAGAGAAGGCGGACACACACACAGAGGUACACAGGUACUCAGAGACACAGAGGUUACUGAACAUCGCCAGAGAGCUCCUUCACACUGAGGAGGCCUACGUCAAAAGACUCAACCUCCUCGACCAGGUAUUUUGCACUAAGCUGACUGAAGCUGGAAUCCCUCAGGACGUGAUAACGGGGAUCUUCUCCAACAUAUCCUCCAUCUACUGCUUUCACCACAAGUUCCUGCUCCCUGAGCUCAAGACACGCAUCACUGGAGAAUGGGACUCAAACCCACGUAUCGGAGACAUCCUCCAGAAGCUGGCUCCUUUUAUGAAGAUGUACGGAGAGUACGUGAAGAACUUUGAUCGUGCUAUGGACCUGGUCAACACCUGGAGCCAGCGGUCAUCACAGUUCAAGAGUGUGGUCCAGAACAUACAAAAGCAGGAUGUGUGUGGGAACCUGACUCUCCAGCACCACAUGCUGGAGCCUGUGCAGAGGAUCCCUCGCUAUGAACUCUUGCUCAAGGACUAUCUGAAGAAACUGCCUGAUGAUGCACUGGACAGGAAGGACACGGAGAAAGCCCUGGAACUCAUAUCCACAGCAGCCAACCACUCCAAUGCUGCCAUCAGGAAAAUGGAGAAGAUGAACAAACUGCUGCAGGUCUAUGAGAGACUGGGGGGAGAGGAGGACAUCGUGAACCCAGCCAACGAGCUCAUCAAAGAGGGACACAUCAAGAAGAUGUCUGCCAAGAAUGGGACGGCCCAGGACCGAUACCUCUACCUGUUCAACAACAUGGUGCUGUACUGCGUUCCCAAGCUGAGGCUGAUGGGGCAGAAGUUCAGUGUGAGAGAGAGGAUCGACAUCGCUGGGAUGGAGGUCAGGAAGGAGGUGCAAGAGAACGUGAAGCAGAACCUCCCUCACACGUUCACCAUCAUCGGCAAGCAGCGCUCACUAGAGCUGCAGGCCAGGACGGCUGAGGAAAAGGAAGACUGGAUACAGGUGAUCCUGGCCACCAUAGAGAAGCACAAGCAGAACAGUGAGACCUUUAACAAAGCCUUCAAUAGCUCCUUCUCCAGGGACGAAGACCACCCGCCAGACUCACCGGGUCCCUGGAGCAGCACAUCCAUAGACUCAGACAGUGAAAGACUGCAAGAAAGGAAAAGUUCCAAGAAGAAGGAGAAGGAGACAUGCAAAGGCUGCAACGAGAGCUUCAACUUUACCAAGCGCAAGCACCACUGCAAAGCCUGCGGAGCGGCCAUCUGUGGUAAAUGCUCUAAGAUGUUGGAGAAUAAGACGUGUCGUGUGUGUCCUGAGUGCUUCGAGACUAGCCAGGGCCCCGAGGGGCCUGCAGGGGCCCCAGUAGAGCUGAAGAGGAAAGCUACAGCCGAGAAGCAGGCGUCUCUGUCGGGGGACAACUGUCUGCUGUGUGCCCAGCUGCAGGUGCAGGAGAAGGGCAAGAGCUGGACCAAGACCUGGGUGGCCAUCACCAAGACUGAACCACUGGUGCUCUACCUGCAGACCAGCGGACAGGACUCUCGCGGGGCACGGGCCAUACCCCUCCCGGGGUUUGAGGUGAGCGUGGCAGCGCCGUCGGCAACAGAGAAGUCUGAGCUUAAGCACGCGUUCCAGCUGAGUCACUCCCAGCAGGCUCUGCUGUUCAGCGCCCAGGAUACAGAAGUCCAGGCCAAGUGGGUGGAGUUUCUCUCUAGAGCCGCCCGCGGGGAAACACCCACAGACACGCCCUGCAGCCUGACGGAGCACAGGGAAAGCCAAUAGUGCAGCUCCGCUGAAGCCACAGGACCCUCCAUCCCACCUUUCACCCCUCUCCUGUGGACAGAGCACACGUUACUUGAAUUCACUUUUCCUUUGCACUUUUUAUUUUCUUUGAAGGGAGGGAAGAUUCCCCCCCUCUGCUGCCACUUCACCCUUUCCUUCACCCUUUCCUCCUCUUUCAUUCGCGCACUCUCUCUCUCUCACACUCUCUCCCACACUCUCUCUCUCACACUCUCUCUCUCUCUCUGUCUCUCUCUCUCUA